Molecule: messenger RNA, 4994 nt
Organism: Chelonia mydas (Green sea turtle)
Lineage: Eukaryota; Metazoa; Chordata; Testudines; Cheloniidae
Gene: C4H2orf81
Product: chromosome 4 C2orf81 homolog
Exons: 4
Coding region: 201-1688 (495 amino acids)
Source: RefSeq, a predicted model, not a curated record
CAGGGGGCCGAAGGGGGCCGCGAUCCCUCCCGCUCACCCCGUGUCCCCCGUUGCCAUGGAGACGGCGCAGCGUGUAGUCAGGGCGCGGGCGUCGCAGCGCGAUGACAUCACGGCCCGGGACGGGGCUGGCGUUGCCUUGGUGACGGGGACGCAGCUAGCGGAAGGGGGCAGGGGCUGCGGGGGCUCCAGCCGGCUCGAAAAUGACGUCCCGGGACCGUGUGCCUCUCUCCAAGUCACGGGCGGAGAAGUCACGCCCCCCCACGGUACCCAUCCCUCAAGUGGAUAUCAUUCCAGGGCGCCUCUCUGAGUCGGAAUGGAUCUCCCUGGUCACCAUGGAGGAAGGAGAGGAUGGAGUGGGGGAUAUCCUGGCAGGGAUGAUAAACCAAGUGAUGGAUGAGUGCUAUAAAGUGUACCUGGCUCGGCAGUGCAUCCCAUUCACCGUCAGCCAGGCACGGGAUGCCAUCCUGCAGAUUGCCGAAUGGCGCUUCCUGGCGCGGGAUGAGGGGGAGGCCACCGUGGAAGAAGAUGCCACCUGGCAGGAGGAGGAGGAGCCAGUGGCCUGUGUCACAGACUCGUGGGCACAGGGCUCAGUUCCCGUUAUGCGAACCAGUCUGACCCUGUUACCACAGGGGAGAGAGGUGUCUUUGGACAAACUCCCCGAGGAAACACUUUCCCAUGAGGAGACGCGGUUCUACACAGGAUCCCCCGAGGUGCCAGCAGGCACCCUGUCAGAACAGCCUUCUCAGGAGGAGGGGGUCAAGUCUGCAAAGUCAUCCAGGCCCCAGAAUCUGCUUUCCCAGCCAGCCCCAGCCCCAGCCCCAGCCCCACCCCCCUUGCCUAAGACCAGAAAAGCAUACAGGCCCCAUCGAGGACUGCUGCACUCAGCCAGCCUUAAGAGCAUGGCCAGGCCCCUACAGGAGACUGAGAAGGAGCUGCUCCGGCAGCAGCUCUCACAGACCCUGCCUGAGGAAUCACCACAGGAGGAUCUUUGCAGCCUUCACCAGCUCCUGCCCAUGUCCUGCAGCAACCUGCUGAAGAUCCAGACGGGCAGGCCCCCCAAGAUCAAGGACGUGAUGUACAAUGAGUUUGGUUCAGUCAUCGCCAUGCCCAAGCUGGACCCAGCCCAUCUACCCAAGUGCUGGAUCAAGCCCCAGGUGGAGGUGCUGGAUCCAGAUGUUGAGGCCAAGCGGCAGGAAGUUCUCAAAACCGUCUCUGGGCGUGGCCAGAGGAGUACGAAGUCCCAUCGCCAUGCAGCCCAAGGGCCAGGGGUGGGAGAGCUCACUAGCACUAAGCUGCUCCAGGACACGGGACCCAUGCAGAGUGGUGGGCUGGCCCAGGCUUUCUGUCAGAGCCACGCAGACAAGAGAGCACAGCAUUUGCCUUCCAAAGGGAAAAGCCUUGAACCCAGCAGCCAUGUCUACUGGAAGCCCAGCAACCUGCUGGACUCCAUUGAGCUGGCCCCAGGAGUGGCAAUCAGGGACAGCAGCAGUGUGAAGUGUGGGCCCCACCAUGGUGCACUCUAUGAAGAGGGAGGGGAAGGGGUCUUCCGAAGAAAGCUCAGGCCCAUCCGCCCCAGAGUGCCCCUGCCCGCCGUUGCUGUGGAGCAGCUCAUCUGUGAUCACAUGCCCCAGGUCCGGCCAGCAGCUCUGCUCACAUCCCUCAUGUCAUCGGGGCCAGAGCACUUGUAAGUGCAGCAUGCUUCCUGCCCUCCCCUCUGGGACUGGGCUGGUGUGCCGUACCAUCGCACGGCCUGUUACAGAACCCCAGCCUCUCCAGCCAGCGUGGUGUGCAGGGGUGUCUCGCUGCGUGGCUGUGGUAACCUGCUGGUGCGUGUGACGAGGGACCUCCUCAUCUUCCCUGGCUCUUGGUAACAAUAAAUCCCAAGCACCCACAGUAUGAUUCACUUGCCUGCUUUGGUUCCACCUCCCUGCAGACCAGCCCCUCUGACCCAGGAGACCCCAUGGCAUCCGGGGGGACAGCCUGGGCCCCAAGGCUACAGGCCCCCUGGAUGCUAUUAAUUUACCUGUUAUAACCUCGCCCAGCUGCAGCAGGGAUGAUUGCUUAAUGAAAUGUUCCUCCUCUCUCUUUUCUCAGAGUGUCUCCAUAGCCCAGUUAGCAAUAGUCCCAACCCGUGGUCUGUCUGUCCAUCACUGUGGUCCCUGAGCACCUAGCUGUGUGGGUGGGAGCGGAGGAGGGACUGGAGGUUGCGGGCAGGAAUUCAGUUCGCUUCACUGGUUACCAUUCAAACCCUGAGCCCACCCAUGGCAAAGCACAUUGUAUCAUACCAUUCGCAGGGCAUCCUCCACGCAGUGCACAGAACUCCGCUAUGGGCAUGCUGUGGCUGCAACCUGCAAGAGGUCAAAGUCAGGAAAUUCAAAGCUGUGCUUCCUCAUGGACAUGCCUAGGUCCUGGGAGUCUGUACCAGGGUUGGGAAGAGUAACUCUCCCUAGCUUGGGGCCCUGGCCGCCCUGGGGCAUGGGGUAGAUUCGAAAGAGGUUACAAGAUGGUUAAGGAGGAGCCUGGUGCUUCAUGUUGCAGAAUGCAGAGUGAAGGCUGCAGGAGUUUGUGUUUCAUAGAUUUUUAGGGCCAGAAGGGACAGUUCCGAUCAUCGUCUGACCUCCGGCAUAGCACAGGCCACUGGAUUUCACCCAGUGAUUCCUGCAUCACACCUGUAACUCAUGGGUUAGCUAAAGCAGACCUUUUAGAAAGAGCCAUCCAAUCUUGAUUUAAAGACUUAGUGGUGGAGAAUCCACCACAUCUGGACGGAAGUUGUUCCAAUGGUUAAUUACCCUCAGUGUAACAAAUAUGUGCCUUGCUUCUACUCUGAAUUUGUCUAGCUUCAGCUUGCAACCAUUGGAUCUUUUUCUGCCUUUGUCUGCUAUGUUAAAGAGUCUCCUGGUUUCAGAAAUCUCCUCCCCAUGUAGGUACUGCUUGGCUAUGAUCAAGUCUCCUUUUAACAAUCUCUUGGGUAAAGUAAACAGCUCGAGCUUCUUGAGUCUCUGACUGUGAGGCAGGUUUUCCAGACCUCGGAUUGUUCUUGUAGCGCUGUUCUGAACCCUUUCCAAUUUGUCCACAUCCUUUUAAAAGUGUGGAUACGAGAACCGGAGCCAGUAUCAGUUAAUGGUCCCAAUAAUGCCAAUACGGUGGUACUAACAUCGCACUACCUCGACUCAAUAGUCUCCUGCUUAUACCCCCAUGGAUCACGUUUUCUCUGAUAGCCACUGCGUUGUUCUGGGAGCACCUGUUGAGCUGGUAAUCCAUGAUGACACCCAGGUCCCUUUCUGAGUCACCCAUUUCCAAAAUAGAGCCCCCCAUCCAUAAGUGGGAUCUAGAUCUAUGACCUUCCAUGUAGUUGCAUGAAAACAAGGGUAGUUCAAGUGCGUCUGACUUACCAUGGUAUCUAGAUUACUGUGUUGAACUGACCUGUCGUUAUUUAACAGUCCACCAAUUUGUGUGUCAUCUUCAAACCUUCCCAGCAACAAGCUUAUAUUUUUUUCCAGAUCAUUGAUAAAGACCUUGAAUAGCAGUGAAGCAAGAACAGAUGUCAGUGACACCCACUAGAAACACUCCUAUUAGAUCAAAAAGAACAGGAGGACUUGUGGCACCUUAGAGACUAACAAAUUUAUUUGAGCAUAAGCUUUCAUGAGCUAUAGCUCACUUCAUCGGAUGCAUCCACUGCACUGGUGGGUGGGUUGGGGAAGGGCCGUGUUGGCUCAUUUUAAGUCAGACUCUCUUUGAUUUAAAACCAUCUGCAGUCACCCUUAUCAAUCAGAGGCCUUCCCCUUAUCAAAUUAGUUAUUCUUUGGACCAGACUUCCUCCCUACUUUAUUCCUUUUGGCCUUAUAACUCAUUAUUUUCAUGGCCUUCCUUCUAUUUGCUAGUAAGAGCCUUUCUUUACAACACUUUAAUUCUUUAAUUUUAUACUUAUCUUACAUUAGGCGUUUUCAUUCCAUGUGCUCUGGGCUGCGAACUCAGCUGAUGGGAAGAAUCCACUUGCAUGACUCAUCCUCAUGGGGUAGUGAGAGCAGAGUGACAAAGUAUUUUGUCCUCUUUAAUGUCCCUCAGUAGUCCAUUUGGCAUUGAUGGACCUUACCUUUUGGGCAGGACAUAACACCUUCUGUUGGAGACCAGUACUUCACACUACUUCUCCUGUCUGGUGAGUUACACAGUCACAGAGGCUCACAAUACAAAUGCUUAAAUAUCAGCUUGCAAUAUGGGAUACAGAUGUUAUAAGUGAGGCCCUGUCUACACUGGCAAGUUUCUGCGCAGGUAAGCAGCUUUCUGCGCUGUAUCUCCUGAGGUGUACACAGGGCCGUGCCACUGAGAAACUGCGCAGUUGUCGCGCUGUGAAAAACCCACCACGACGAGAGGCGUAGAGCUUCCUGCGCCACGGCUACAGCGCUGCGGUGCCAGCGUAGACACCCUGGUCGAUUACAGCGCUGUGACUGGCCUCCGGGAGGUGCCCCUCAAUGCCUGUUCUCGCCUCUCUGGUCAUCUGUUUGAACUCUAUUGCCCUGCCUUCAGGUGACCAACCGUCAGCCCCACCUCGUACAUUCCUUGGGAAUUUUGAAAGUCCCCUUCCUGUUUGCUCGGUGAUGCGUGCAGUGGUCUCAGCGCAUCUUUCCAGGUGGCCAGGCCUGCUCCACGCACCGGGCGAUCCCCCGCUUGGAGCUAUGCUGAGCUGCUGGACCUCAUCGGCAUUUGGGGAGAGGAGGCUGUCCAGCCCCAGCUCUGCUCCCGCCAUAGGAAUUAUGAUCCCUACGGACAGAUUGCACGAUGUAUGACAGAGAGGGGGCACGACCGGGACACACGGCAGUGCAAGGUCAAAGUGAAAGAGCUGCGGAACGCCGACCACAAGGCGCAGGAGCAAAGAGCUGGACGCGAUACUCGGCGCCAACCCCACCUCCACUGUGAAGGCCACUGUGGAUACUUCGGUGGCUCGCAUGACAGUUGAGAGUGGACCAAGGCAGGAGGAGGAAAUCUUGGACGAGGAU